GGCUGCCAUGGCCAUGAAACACCCUGCCUUCCCUCAAAGAAAAACGAGAAAAAGCAGGAAGAGAUCCCUCACUAAUCCACUGGUCACAGGCAGGAGUGAGAAACGUCGGGAAACAUACUGCCCUGUAUCAGCUGCUUCUCAAUCCAGAAGAAGGGAUCCUGUGCAUGAGGAAGACCUUCAGAUAGAAGAUCAAGAGUUGGCAAGUCUUGAAACAAGACUCCAAGAGUUAAGGGACACUAUAACUGCGGUCCAGGUUCCGGAGGGAACAGCCAGAAUGGUUUCUGCUUGGGAACAAAGGCAGCUUCUCACAGAUGUGAGAAUGAAAACUGCUAGGCCUAUGCUUUUUGAUGCAAAGCUCUCAGCCGAGAGAGUAUUCAUCCAAAAUUGUCACAGAUGCUGUGCUGUAGAAGCUGUGAUUAGGUGCCUGGACUGUAUACCACUGGACAUGGAGUUCCUCUGUGCUACCUGUGACAUAGAGGCCCACAAGAGAAAUAUCUUCCAUGACAGAGAGGCUGUGUUCCAUGGAUUUCUUGAGCCUAUUCCUCCUACAACUGCUGUGGUGGUGAAUGAAAAUGGCCAGCCUCAGUUUUGUGAACAAAUAUGUCAACUUCCUGUUCCUGCACCAAUGUCAAUUUGUGAAUGCACUCAUGACUUCACAAUCACUCCAGGGAAGCAUAUAUCAGUGGUCACCAUCAAUGGACGAUACGAUGUUUGCUUGCCUCAGAAAUCCUGUUCAUCAUGCUCUGCACAAUGGACUCCUGAGGUGAAGGACCUGCUCAUUUAUCGUUACUGGCCAGCUAGCACCAGCUGCCAGACCCUAUACAGUACAAGUUUGAUGUCUUCACCUCUUUGAACAUAUGAAGGUAACGGCUCCAGCCAUGUCCAGGCAGGCCUGCCUGAAAAUGUUGGAGCACAGAUCUGUUCAAGCUGGAAGGACAGGUAGUAUCUGUGCGGAUACAUUUCAGCGAAGCUUUUUUGAGUUUACCUUCUGUCAAUACAAAGAAGAGGAUAUGUGCCAGGUCCAUCAUUUUGAGUGUCCAGCAUGUUCUCCAGACAUGUUGGCUGUCUGUUCUGAUGGAAACCGAAAACAUUACCGCUUUAGCAAGUCAAUAGGGACUGAGGAGCCACCCAUAUACGAGGGCUUGUUCCUGGCCAAGGAUGAGGAAGUUGCUACCUUUGUUGACCUUGUAAGAGGCAAUAUGAGAAGUGCAAAUGACAGUGCUGUCUGAGGUACUGCCAAGUUCACUGCUGGCAGAGAGAUGUCAAAAAGUCUGGUGCUCAGAUAGAUGAGGAGGGCAUUCAAGUUGCAGUUUGCAGACAUGGGUUUCUCUUACGAAGACUAAACCAUUACCGUGGAGAAAUAUUUGCUUACCCAAUGUUUCUUCAAAGAGAGAUGUCAAAGAAGGCAAAUGUUACCUUCUUCUGUAUGGAUAUUACAUGCAGGUACUGGCCCUACCUUAACAAGGUAGCAGAGGGUUUACCAGAGCUUCUGCCAUUGACAGAAAUGAGGCCAUUCCUGAGCGUCAUGCAUGCCAAAGCACAUACAGCAAAAUGCGAGGUGAGAUUGGGUGGCAGAAGCCAGGAUGGAGCAGGAAACACGGUGGGAGAGGAAGUGGAGCAGGUGAACAGCUUUCUCUCCAGGGCAGCAAAAUACAUGACAAAAGCUGGAAGAGUGAACAUGUUAACGCGACUGGCCAUGGGUUGGAACAGAAGAAAGAGGGACAACCUUCAUCAAGUGUUAGUCCAGAGAUAUGUCAAAAUCACAGAGAGAGCAAAACUGGAAGCUGCCAGUCUUAGCAACAUCAAGAAAGAGCACAACCUUGAUGAGGAGACAAUAGAGCAGUGGGUGUGUGAUGUCAAACAAUGGGCGAUUACAGAGAGAGUCUACACUCCAGGUUGUACUGAAGAGCUGAGGGCUGACAUUGAGAACAUCAUUGUAAACCUUUUGCGCAGGAAGAAAGAUCUAUAUCGUCAGCAUGACAGCAACCAGGCAAGACAAAGAAAGAGAAAGAAAAUGACAGAGUUGAAGAAGAAGUUACGCGAAAAGGUCUUGCAAUACAACACUGUAGUUGAAGGAGAUCCUAUUGACGAGGAGUUGGCUUGCAGUCUGACAUAGGGAUACAUCUUACCAUGGGAGAGACAUGAAGAUGGCAACACCUUCAGGUUGAAGAGAUCUAUUUUCGACCAGGUAAUGCUGCUGAAACGCUUGGAGGAGGAGCAGAGCAUCCUGGUAAAGGAGAUGUCUCAGCACAUCAAGUACCUUCUGAAGGAAGUGCAAGAAGUGGAGUCACUCAGAGGACAGACUUUGGAGCGCAUCAAAACCAACAGUUUCAGUGACCUGACAGAGGACGCUACACAUGGGCUUAACAGUGUCCUUAAUCGGAGGGUUCACUCACUUAGAAGUCAACAUAAACAGGCUGUUAAUGCAUACAGCAGUAUAGCCACUAUGGAAUGUAAUUUUCUUUCCAUACAGGAGGACAUUGAGGAGUGGGAUGACAAUGGCUUCACCAGCCUCGAGUCUGAGGAAGAAGACACCUAAAGACUGCUGCCAAACAACACAGAGGAACUGGACUUUGUUCAAAAAGUCUUGCCUUUGUUUUAAAUAGCUGUACCAAAAUAUUUACACGAAAGUUUUUUUUUAGAUUCUGUAUGUGAAGAGUUUCGUUGCAAAACGAGAUAAAUCCGUUUUUUUAAUUGUUCAGAAAUCUCGUUUUUUGGUUGUGCAUUCCCAUUAAUAUCAAUUGAACUGCAGUUGGUUUGUUUUGAUUUAAACCUUCAUAACUUAAAAAAUACAGCUAAGUAGCACCAUAAAACAAAAUAAUAACAUGAUAACAUAAUAAUAAACAUGUUUUGACAAAAAUGUAAAAAAAUGGAUUUAUCUCGUUUUGCAACGAAACUCUUCAUGUAUUUUUAUAAAAAAAAUAAAAGAAAAACAUUGAUUUAUUUUUAUCAUCUAACCUUUGAGCUUGCUGGUUUCAGAUCAAAACUGCUCAUUGCUGCUUUAAAAAAUUAAUUGUCAUAUUUGCAUGGAAAAAUCUAAUAAAGAUUCAAUGGCAGCCUGUGUAAUUGUAACAAUAAUUUUAAUGUACUUUGGUAUUUCCAUAAUAUACGUGGAUUUAUAUUUGUUUGCAAUAUGCAUAUAAUACUCAUACAUUUGUAGUUAUAACAUACUGAAUACCGUCAAAUAGCUUGAAACCAUAAAUGUUUUUCUUUUAUGUUUUCUAUAUGACAUCUACAUGUACAUACAUAAAGACAGAGACAAAUCCAAACAUUUUUCACUUACAUCCUGUAAAACUGUAUAAAGAAAUGUCUUAUAUGCACCACUGUAAUAAACUCAU
Messenger RNA from Misgurnus anguillicaudatus (oriental weatherfish), 3338 nucleotides. RefSeq lists its product as uncharacterized. The record is from RefSeq and is a predicted model, not a curated record. NCBI's taxonomy places the organism in Eukaryota, Metazoa, Chordata, Actinopteri, Cypriniformes, Cobitidae.